This is a messenger RNA of Striga asiatica, 1221 nucleotides long. NCBI's taxonomy places the organism in Eukaryota, Viridiplantae, Streptophyta, Magnoliopsida, Lamiales, Orobanchaceae. The record is from the annotation of a GenBank genome assembly.
AUGUUGGCUGAUCGCGGCGUCGGUGAUGAGAUUGUGGAACGUGUGAAGAUCACGGACAUCAGCAGACAGUGGAAGUUGUGGAUUGGCGAGGAUGGGGUGAUGCAGUUGAAAGGGAUGAAGGAGGACGCUGAGGAUGCGAAUGUGGUUACUGACGAGGGCAGAGGCAGAAGAGAUGGUGACAGAGAUGUUGUACUUCGAGAUUACAUUUGGUUUUUGGUGCGGUGGCAUCAGGAGCAAGAGCAACAACAGUACGAAAGUAAGGGUAGAUAUAUGCGUGCAGCCAGAGGUGAAAAAGAGGUUGGCAAUGAAUGUCGAGCAAGACGAUCAAGAGAAGGGAAAACAAAUGAAUUCUACGGAAAUAAACGCAAAAAUGUUGUGGUUCGAACCGGAGAAAGGAAAAGGGGAGAGACGAGAUGUGGUUGUCCAGCUCGGAUGAGUGUUUGCAGAAUCAAAGAAAUUUGGGUUGUGAAGUAUUUUAUAGAACAACAUAACCAUCCAUUGGUUACCCCUAGGAAGGUUCAUUUACUUAGAUCCCAUCGUGAUGCGUCGGCUACGAAACGAGCACUAAUGCAAGAGUAUACAGAGGCAAACAUUUCGACCUGCCAGCAAGUUAGGUUGUUUGAGAUUGAUGCUGGGGAGACAAAUCAACGUCGACGACAUUUAAUAUAUCAUGUGGCCGAGGAUCUCUUAACUUGUAGUUGUAAACACUUUGAGUUUGAAGGAUAUCUUUGCCGGCACAUGCUAUGUUGGAUGAGGGUCGAACAAGUGAUGCUCGUAUCGAAAAUGUACAUUAAAGAAAGAUGGACGAAGAAUGCAAACAACAACCUUGUUUAUGCAACGUCACAUAAUCUUGUAGCAGGCCAGUCUAUCCUAGGUAGACGGGGGACAUUGAUGCAGUUAACACGAGAACUCAUAGAUGAAGCAUCUUUAACAGAGGGCAGGAGCAAAUUUCUUAUGGAAGAAAUCAAAGUUUUGAAGAUUGAGAUAGGUGGAAUUGAUGCAGAAGAAUGCACAACUAGCACUUUGAGCAGAAUAAAAAGUCAGCAUGAGAUUGUUCGAGUAAGCGAUCCCGAGCCUGUACGUACAAAAGGUUGCGACAAACGUCUAAAAUCAGGAAAAGAAAAAUCCAUGUUGCAGAGUUCCCGAACAUGUAGUUUCUGCCAUCGAACAGGCCAUGAUAAACGCAAAUGUCCUGACUUUGCAAAAUUUAUGAAAAUGUAA